Hippopotamus amphibius kiboko is the source of this 2851-nucleotide messenger RNA. RefSeq names its product ETS transcription factor ERG (gene ERG). The record is from RefSeq and is a predicted model, not a curated record. The coding region runs from base 911 to 2371 and encodes 486 amino acids. Gene Ontology annotation, cellular component: nucleus. Gene Ontology annotation, biological process: cell differentiation; regulation of transcription by RNA polymerase II. Gene Ontology annotation, molecular function: sequence-specific DNA binding; DNA-binding transcription factor activity, RNA polymerase II-specific; protein binding. Lineage: Eukaryota; Metazoa; Chordata; Mammalia; Artiodactyla; Hippopotamidae. The transcript is spliced from 13 exons.
CCGCCGCCGCCGCCGCCGCCGCCGGGGCCUGGACUCUGGCUCACUUUGUCCCAGGCUCCGCUCCUCCUCCUUCUCCUCCUCCUCCUCUUCUUCCUCCUCCUCUUCCUCCUCCGAGCCGCCAGCUGCUUCCUAAAGCCAAGCAGGGUCCAGACCUGCCCGCGCUGCCACCCCUCCCCAGCCCGAGGGCGCGCUCACGGACACGCGCGCUCGCACACCCACGCGCGCACGGACAUCCACGCGCAGCUGGACUCGCGCGCGCACGGACAUCCACGGGCACUUGGACACGCGCGCGCACUCGUACCCACGCGCACCGGGACACGCGCGCCCCCGUGCCCCCGCCCCGCCCCCGGCGCGCACUCCCGGAUCUCGAGUCGUGCGUCGGGGAGACAACCCUGCUCGGCGAUUGGCGGGAGCCGGAGCCUCCCGGAGGCCGGCGCGCACACCAUGGGCUGAGCCCGUCGGCGCCCAGGGACUCAGUGCCGCCCGGCUCGGCGCCCACGGCCAGGCACGCGCGCGGGCGCACGCGGGCGCGGACACGCGCGGACACCCACGUGGGGGACACGCCCUCCCCCGACGGCGGCGCUCGCCUCCCGCGACAUCACGCUGACAGCCGGAAGCUGGCCCCCGUGGGAGGAAUUGUGCCACGGAAAUUGGUCGUGGCUACCGACUGGGGCUUUCUUUUCCGAAGAAGCAAACCAUACUUUUACCAGCACACCUCUGCUUCAGGCUUACAUUCUGAUAAUCAACUAUCAAGUAUUGUUGUUGCAAGAUCUUGGAAGACCCAAGAAAAAGCUGUGUCGACCAAAAGCAAGACAAAUGACUCACAGAGAAAAAAGAUGGGGGAGCCAAGGGCAAUUGAAGCUGCCUCGGGUUCUGAACGACUGGUAACUGCGCUGGCCUCCUGAAGGACAUGAUUCAGACUGUCCCAGACCCAGCAGCUCAUAUCAAGGAAGCGUUAUCGGUCGUGAGCGAGGACCAGUCAUUGUUUGAGUGCGCCUACGGCACGCCGCACCUGGCCAAGACCGACAUGACCGCGUCCUCCUCUGGCGACUAUGGACAGACAUCCAAGAUGAGCCCGCGCGUCCCUCAGCAGGACUGGCUGUCUCAACCCCCAGCCAGGGUCACCAUCAAGAUGGAAUGUAACCCUAACCAGGUGAACGGCUCAAGGAACUCCCCCGAUGAAUGCAGCAUGGCCAAAGGUGGGAAGAUGGUGAGCAGCCCGGACACUGUCGGGAUGAAUUAUGGCAGCUACAUGGAGGAGAAGCACAUGCCGCCCCCAAACAUGACCACGAACGAGCGCAGAGUCAUCGUCCCAGCAGAUCCUACGCUAUGGAGUACGGACCACGUCCGGCAGUGGCUGGAGUGGGCAGUGAAAGAAUACGGCCUCCCGGAUGUCGACAUUUUAUUGUUCCAGAAUAUCGACGGGAAGGAGCUGUGCAAGAUGACCAAAGAUGACUUUCAGAGGCUCACCCCGAGCUACAACGCUGACAUCCUUCUGUCACAUCUCCACUACCUCAGAGAGACACCUCUUCCACAUUUGACUUCAGAUGAUGUUGAUAAAGCCUUACAAAACUCUCCACGGUUAAUGCAUGCUAGAAACACAGGGGGUGCAGCUUUUAUUUUCCCAAAUACUUCAGUAUAUCCUGAAGCUACGCAAAGAAUUACAACUAGGCCAGAUUUACCUUACGAACCACCCAGGAGAUCAGCCUGGACCAGUCACGGCCACCCCACCCCCCAGUCAAAAGCUGCUCAGCCAUCUCCUUCCACAGUGCCCAAAACUGAAGACCAGCGUCCUCAGCUAGAUCCUUAUCAGAUUCUUGGACCCACAAGUAGCCGCCUUGCAAAUCCAGGGAGUGGGCAGAUCCAGCUGUGGCAGUUUCUCCUGGAGCUCCUGUCCGACAGCUCGAAUUCCAACUGCAUCACCUGGGAAGGCACCAACGGGGAGUUCAAGAUGACAGAUCCGGAUGAGGUGGCCCGGCGUUGGGGAGAACGGAAGAGCAAGCCCAACAUGAACUAUGAUAAACUCAGCCGGGCCCUCCGUUACUACUAUGACAAAAACAUCAUGACCAAAGUCCACGGGAAGCGCUACGCCUACAAGUUUGACUUCCACGGCAUCGCCCAGGCCCUCCAGCCCCACCCUCCGGAAUCCUCUCUGUACAAGUACCCCUCGGACCUCCCCUACAUGGGCUCCUAUCACACCCACCCGCAGAAGAUGAACUUUGUGGCCCCCCACCCUCCGGCCCUCCCUGUGACAUCGUCCAGUUUUUUCGCUGCCCCAAACCCAUACUGGAAUUCACCCACGGGAGGGAUCUACCCUAACACUCGGCUCCCAGCCAGCCACAUGCCUUCCCACCUGGGCACUUACUACUAAAGACCCGAGAGGGGCCUUUCCCAGCAACGUGCAGUCAGCAACCAAUUGCCACAAACUCUAUCGGAGACCAUGAAUCAGAAGUGCCUCAAGAGGAAUGAAAAAGCUUGACUGGGGCUGAGGGGGAGGAAGCCAGGGAAGAGACCCAGAGACUCUUAGUGGGAGGGAAUUACUAAAAUAUUACUACAGAGACAAGAGGAUGCUACAAAUGUAAUGUACAUGGGCAGAUCAUCUGUGGACCAACCUUGUAAAAGGCAUUGUAAGUAGAAGCAUGAAGUCAUGAGGAGAAAGUGCCAAAGAAAAUGUUCUGAAGAAGUGUAUAAACCUUAGAGUAGCCUUUGGAAUCCUGCUAACGCAUUCGACUGGGAUUAAACUCAAGCAAUAGAGGCAACACAGUCUGGACCUAACAUGCCAUUUCUAAUGUCAUUUGAAGGAAAACUACCCGUAUUUAAAAAGAGAAACAUAUCAAAAGCAGAAAAAAGA